This is a messenger RNA of Aspergillus heteromorphus CBS 117.55, 716 nucleotides long. RefSeq lists its product as uncharacterized. The record is from RefSeq and is a predicted model, not a curated record. The coding region runs from base 227 to 586 and encodes 119 amino acids. Lineage: Eukaryota; Fungi; Ascomycota; Eurotiomycetes; Eurotiales; Aspergillaceae. The transcript is spliced from 4 exons.
AUGACAGCCAUUUUGCAGUCAGUCAUCUUCCCCUUCCCCUUCCCCUUCCCCUUCCCCCCUCUGCGGAGUCGAUGUGGGUGAUCACCCAUCUGCACCCUCAAAAUACUGCAGCGUGUUCAUUCCCAGGUCCUCUCAGGGCGUUGCCAGCCGCGAAAAGGUACGAUGCAUCGUGCAUGUGCAUCGCGUCCAAGCUCGGCAAAUGGUGGGGCUGCAUUAGCCCAUCCGGAUGUACGCCGUCCAUCAAUCAUAUCAUCGGAAUCGAUCAACUCGCUCUGUCGGCAUCUUCGAUGCGCUCAUACCCCCGACGCCUCAACGGCGAUGCUUUCGGCUCUGCGCGGAAUGCCACGGUCGUGCAUCUGGCACCAUAAUGUCUCUCCCCGAUGUGGUAGCCCAGGAGCCAAUGUCGGGCCCGAAAAUCGAUCACAAUCACACCGAGUUAUAUGAAGUCCUUGGUCGCUGGCCCCCCUCGCAUUGUCCGGGUCUGCGAAAUCGGUUCCAGGUUUGUGGAGACUGGAGUGACUUCAAAAAAGGUGGGGCUCGCCUGCUCGGACAAGGAGAUGAGCAAGGCCCGAGAACUCGCUUUUGAGCAGAGGGUUUUCCCUUCCUCUCCUUCUCCCCCCCUCUGUCCGCCGUCGUCUUUUUGCCAUCCCGUGCCUAAACUAGAGAAUAGAUAGAUAGACGUUCAAGUGAUCCCACCAUCAUGGCCCCUCAACUCC